Messenger RNA from Torulaspora globosa, 894 nucleotides. RefSeq names its product Mia40p (gene MIA40). NCBI's taxonomy places the organism in Eukaryota, Fungi, Ascomycota, Saccharomycetes, Saccharomycetales, Saccharomycetaceae. The transcript has a single exon. Gene Ontology annotation, cellular component: mitochondrial intermembrane space. Gene Ontology annotation, molecular function: protein-disulfide reductase activity. The record is from RefSeq and is a predicted model, not a curated record. Bases 1 to 894 code for a protein of 297 amino acids. Gene Ontology annotation, biological process: protein import into mitochondrial intermembrane space.
AUGUUGAAUCGUGUUGGAUUAGCUAGAGUUGCUCGCCAAGUGAGUUCUCGGAGGGUGUCGGUGUUGUGUCGUGCUCGCGGAAAGAGCGUGCCACGUCGGUGCUAUUCAGCUUCUGCCGGCGGACAGGGCUCUGCUAGCGGUGGAAGUCCGUUGUACUGGUCAUUGGGUGCUGCAGCUGCACUCUCUGCGAUUUAUUUUGUGUAUCCGUUCGAAAAGAAAGCAAAACAGGAGCCAAAGGCCGAUCUGAAGCCUGAGGCAGAGCAGCAGGCCGGCGAGGAGCCGGCCGUCGAGUCUGAGAAGGAGCCUGAAAGCGUAGCUGAAGAUUCUGAGGAGGAGCCACAACAAGCGACCGAGGAAGUGCGCAACUCGGAACCGACCAAGGAAAAUACUGUCAGUUCCACGGACUCCAAGCAGUCUACAAAGAGCAUAAUGUCUGACGAGGAGCUGCAAAAAGUGGAAGAGGCACAAUUGGAGCCUACUAACCAGGAAGCUGAGAAAGAGGGUGCGUACAACCCUGAUACAGGGGAAAUUAACUGGGAUUGUCCUUGUUUAGGAGGUAUGGCACACGGGCCAUGUGGUGAAGAGUUUAAGCUUGCAUUUUCUUGCUUUGUUUUCUCAGAAGCUGAGCCCAAAGGAAUCGAUUGUGUUGAGAAAUUCCAAGGUAUGCAGGAGUGUUUCCGCAAAUAUCCUGACUAUUACGCAGAACAGAUCAAGGACGAAGAUGAAGCGGUAGCUGUGCAUGAGGACAAGCUUGCAGCUGCAACAACGGGUGAGGAGGCCAAGCAGGGCACCAGUGCCGUGGAUCAGCCGGACGAGAAGGGCUUGCCUGAACCCGCUUCGACAGCGGGCGAAGCAUCCGCCCAAGAGGACAAGACAGCAGAGACCAGCGGGUGA